This is a messenger RNA of Pongo pygmaeus (Bornean orangutan), 5253 nucleotides long. It is a transcript of the gene CCDC85C, whose product is annotated as coiled-coil domain containing 85C. The transcript is spliced from 4 exons. Bases 282 to 1322 code for a protein of 346 amino acids. Gene Ontology annotation, cellular component: apical junction complex. Lineage: Eukaryota; Metazoa; Chordata; Mammalia; Primates; Hominidae. The record is from RefSeq and is a predicted model, not a curated record.
CUGGGCCGGGGGCGGGCCUCCGCCUGCCUUGCCAGAGCCCUGAGAGCGCCCGGCACCGCGGCCGCCGACGCAGCAGCCGCCUCCGCUCGUCAACCCCGAGGCGCGCGGGCUCCCGGGCGGCCCCGGCGGGCGCGGCGAGAGGACGCGCGAGGCGGCGCGGGGCGGGCCGCACGCGCCCCCGGCCGCCCCCAGCCCGCCCGCGGACCGGCCCAGCGGAGCCCCGGCGCGGGGAAGCGCCGGCCGGGCGAGGGCGAGGGCGAUGCCGCGGUGACGGCCCCGCCAUGGCUAAGCCCGCGGCGACGGCGGCGGCGGCGUCGGAGGAGCUGAGCCAGGUGCCGGACGAGGAGCUGUUGCGCUGGAGCAAGGAGGAGCUGGCGCGGCGGCUGCGGCGCGCCGAGGGCGAGAAGGUGGGCCUCAUGCUGGAGCACGGCGGCCUGAUGCGCGACGUGAACCGGCGGCUGCAGCAGCACCUGCUGGAGAUCCGCGGCCUCAAGGACGUGAACCAGCGGCUGCAGGACGACAACCAGGAGCUGCGCGAGCUCUGCUGCUUCCUCGACGACGACCGGCAGAAGGGGCGCAAGCUGGCGCGCGAGUGGCAGCGCUUCGGGCGCCACGCGGCGGGCGCCGUGUGGCACGAGGUGGCCCGCUCGCAGCAGAAGCUGCGCGAGCUCGAGGCGCGCCAGGAGGCCCUGCUGCGCGAGAACCUGGAGCUCAAGGAGCUGGUGCUGCUGCUGGACGAGGAGCGCGCGGCACUGGCGGCGACGGGGGGCGCAGGCGGUGGCGGCGGCGGCGUGGGCGGCGCCGGCUCCCGCAGCUCCAUCGACAGCCAGGCCAGCCUGAGUGGGCCGCUGGCGGGUGGCGCGCCCGGCGCGGGGGCCCGCGACGUGGGCGACGGCAGCAGUACGUCCAGCGCGGGCAGCGGCGGCAGCCCCGACCACCACCACCACGUCCCACCCCCGCUGCUGCCCCCCGGGCCGCACAAGGCCCCCGACGGCAAGGCAGGAGCCACACGUCGGUCCCUGGACGACUUGUCGGCGCCGCCGCACCACCGCAGCAUCCCCAACGGUCUGCACGAUCCCUCAUCCACCUACAUCAGGCAACUGGAGAGCAAAGUGAGGCUGCUGGAGGGUGACAAGCUCCUCGCACAGCUGCCCCGCCCCUAUGGCCGCCCAAGAAGCUGGCUUCAGGUUCCCAUUGCUCUGAGGGUGGAUGUAGGCCCCUCCCUGCAGACGGCACCUUCAAGCUCUUCAGCUGCGGUGAAACUGGCCUCUUGUGACAGAUCCCCUGGAGCCCCCACAGGCCAGAAGCAGGAGGGCACCUGACCCAGGAGAGUCUGGGCUGGGGGAGGCCUGUGUUGGGGUCCUCUCCCUGAGCCCCACAGUGUCUCCUAAGUCAGACACAGUCAUUGGCAUGACCUAAAUUUGGGAGGGGGAGAGGGAUGUGGCUGCGUUGCUGUCCACUGUGGUCCUGGACCCUGGCCACACCUGGCUGUCCAGCUGAGCCGAGCUGUGCUGUGCCACACGGUGCCAAGGGCCCACGCUCAACUGUCAGGCAUCCUGGAGGGUGCUGAGGAGGGAGGACCCUCGCAGGCACCCACCCAUCCCUGCACUGAGCACUGAGACACCCGGUCCAGAGUCGCGCCAGGUGGCCCCUCCACGGGGACGCCUUCCCAGGGCAUUCCGUGUGAAUCAGCCUGGGGCUCCGAGUCAGGUGGUCCAAGUGGUCACUUGCGGGCAGGCUGCCCAGGUGGGGACACAGGGCACCCCCUCUUCAGCGCCUGCCUCCACCCCCAGCCCUCACUCCCCUUUAGUUGCUGCCUCCCUGAUGGGGCACAGCGCGGUGCCUGGCACACAGAAGGUGCUCUGUUUGUGCCUCUUGGUCACAUAACCGAUGCAGCAGAAGGCACAUUUGAGGCCCCAAAAGCUCUCUGGGAGCAGGAAGCAGGGUGAGAGCAGCUCCCCUGAGCACAGCCCAGAAAGGCGCUUCCUGCCCGCAGUCACCCCACCCAUCCUUCCCAAACAAGCAGCCUCAGGUGGGCAGGCUGGGGUGGGCGGGCUCUUUGUCUCCAUGUCUCAUCCUCUUUCUGUUCAGCACCCCCUCUGACAAUGCUCCCUAGGGGUCACCCCACGGUGGCCCCACAUAGGCCCCCUGCAGCUUUGCAGGCAGGCAUUCCCUGCAGGACGGGGUUCCCCCUCUGGGGAGAAGGCUGGGCCGCACUGCAGAGGCCCAGAAAGGGCUGGGGAACGACUGGAGUUCACCCAGCGAGUCCCCACUGGGCCCCGAGUCGGGCAGUGUUGCAGUGAAGGCCCUGGAUACAGGCUGGGGGUAUCCUGAACUCCGGUCCUCAGUGGAAAAGGGGGCCCUGCAACCUCCUGGGUCUCUUCCUCCCUAGUCCGGGACACUCAUGCUGCCCUCUGGAAGCCCUAGAAGUGAGUAAUGCGGAUUGCGCCUGGCCAGGGUGGAAGGGGCCAUGCUGUGUGUUUGGCAGGGCUGGGGCCACGCUGUGUGUUUGGCAGGGCUGGCCCCACCAUGUUAAGGAUUCGGGAAAUCUUGUUUGAGCUCUGAGCUGGCAGCUCUGUGUGUAAGAUCCCUUCUCCCUGGGUCCUGAGGGAGCCACCCCAGGAAGACUGGGCAGGUGGGUGUUCCUGGGGAGCGGCAGUGGACCCCCCACCUCCCCACCCAGGAAAGGCCAGCACCUUCCUUAGCUGCGAGCUCUUCUCUGUGUGCAGAACAAGCCCAGCAGGUGAUUUCAGCUCCUGCUUCCCCUCCUCGGGGAAAUCCUAGGGAAUCUCAUUCUGCAAAGGGAGUGACCUGUCUCAUAGCAGGAUUUUUAAUUUGGAUUUAAGUGCAAUAAUGGUUACUCAUUUGAUGCGUCAUUAGUCACAUUGCCCCUUAAUGAGAGAUUGUGUGUUUUUCCUGCCUGGCUUUGUGGCUUGCUAAUAAAGUUCUAUGGACAUGCAAAUGUUUAUAGAGGCUCACCGAAGGCAAGGGUGGGAAUUGCGUGCAGCUAAUUAAAAACCUCCCUCAUGCUCACGCAGGCACAUCUUCUCCCAGGGAAAUUAUCUGGGGGAGGGGAAGGGACGGCAGCACAAACCCGCGUUUUCAGUAACAGCACGUGGGAGCCCUUUUGGUCGAGGGCCAGAGAGGAUGUGGAGGAAGGGAUGCCAGAGUCCAAACAGAAGCUGAGCAGGGCAGGGCAGGGCCGGCUGAAGGGGAGGGCAGCUGUUCCAAUCCCAGGUGUACCCUUCCUGGCUGUGUGGCCCAGUAGUCAGACUGUGCGUAUGUGCGCGCACGCAUUCAGAGUGUGUGCUGGCUUAGAAUGCAUUCUCCAUUGGAGAAGAUUUUGUAACUCUCUUACUGUUGCAGAGUCCUGGCCAAGAAAAUCAGGUGGUUUGGAAUUUUUGCCCUUAGGGGUACAUCUCUCAGGAGAGGUGACCCAGGGAGGCAUGGGUGGCUCUGAUGGGGUGGGGGGAGGGGUGUCACUCAUGGUUGGGGGAAGGUGAGUGAGUGCUGGGCCUAGGGGUGGGGGCUGUAGCCUCUUCCUCUUUUUGGUACCUGGUGGGUGGGGAGGGGGCUUUCCUUGAUCUGACCUCCACCUGGGGGCCAUGAGUGCCUCUAGUUAACCUAGGCAGGGUCAGCCAGGGUUAAUACCUUGGUCAGGGCAUGGCAGUCCCAUUUGAUGGUUCAGGGCUGUGCCCAAGGCCCCCGUGCUGAGACCCCUUUGCAAUGCUCGCCAGGGUUAUCUAAAACCCAUCAUCACACUUUGGGGGCCCUGCAGGAAGGUUUGUUCCCACUUCUCUCUCUCCUUUAUGUCCCUCCCUGGCCUUGGACCACACCCAGGUCCUCCCUGAGGCCCAGGAAGCAGCUCCCAGCCUCCAGUGCCCAGCUGCCCUGGCUGACCGGCGUCUGGUGGGCGUGGGCUAUUUAAUGAGGGGAAUCACUGCCCGGAUCCCUGCUUUCCUGUCUUGGCUCCGUGGGCCUCCGUGGGAGCUGGUAAUAGAGCAUCCACUUGCCUCCUCACCCCCCGGAGGACACGGCUGUUUGCUGGCCCUUGAGCCAAGCUCUUGAGACCUCCCAGCCCCAGUGGGGGGCCUGGCCAGGGCUCUGAUGGGGCUGGGAGAACACAAGAGCUGGACCUCAGUGAGGCUGGGGCUUGUGAGAAGUGCGGGGCCAGGUCCAGCUUUUGAGGGAGGCAAGCAGGGUGUGUGGGGGAUCUUUCACAGCCAGGCCGAGGGGCUGGUGAGUGGAACUGGGACCCCAGACAUGGCUGCAGCCUGUCCUGCCCUCCUUGCCCCUGCCCUAGCCCAGCCCCAGCCUGGGCCUCCCCUGCCCCUGCAGUUUGUUUGGGUAACUCAACAGCCUGCUGAUUUAUGGGACAUUCCGCAGUGUUUUAUCUGCCCAGCCGCUUUCUCUCAGUUCCUUUGAAGUAGAAAAGGGUGUUUCGGCCAGAAACACCCACAACCCUUUAGUGAUGCAGAAAGAAAAGAAAGGCCGGGCCUUCUGCUGGGCCGGGCCAGGGGAGGGCCACGGUGGGACUGACCUGAGAAGUUUAUGGGUGGGACCUGUGGAUUCAUUCUGGCUCCUGGUCCCAGCCCCAGCCCCAAAUUCUGGGGGUUGGUGGUGUUUGCUUUGCUCUUAAGCAAAGGGUCUAAGGCCAAGCCUUCCUCCCUCCCUCCUGUGUGCAGGGCAUUAGUUAGACCCCACAGCUUGCACGAGUUCUCAGGGAUUCAGAGGCAGCACCCAGGACCUGCUUUAGGAGCUCCCUGCCCAUCUGAUGGGGGAGGCAGCCUGGGUGGAGCAUCCCUAGAGAGCCCUGAACCCGUGGGAGGUGGGAGGCCUCACCUGUGGAUGUGGCCCGUCUGCUGCCGAUGGCUGGCCCAGGCCCUGUGAGUAGUGCCAUCUGUGCAGGGACCCAAGGGCAGGAAGUUGGAGCGGAGGAGCCAGGGUGAGUCACGGGGUGGGAGACACUCUCUCCUCACUUGCUCUCACUGGCUCUCCUUCAUUCAUUCAUUCUGUUUAUUCAGCCAUCCAACAAAUGUUUAUGAAGCCCACGUUGGAGAGUGGAUCGCUGACAUUUGAGCUGGGGAGAGUGAGGAUCGAUUAAUCCCGGCUCGGGGGACGGAUAAGGGGUGUGGAGGGGAGGGUGGAGGGGUCCUCCGGGGCCGUGCCUUUGAGCAGACCCUGCUGCUGUGAGGAGCCAUGCCCAGGGCCCUUGGCCUCCUCAGCCUGGCCCUCCGUCUAACCCCUCUCCUU